AUGACGCGCACACCUUCGUCGAACGAGGAAUCACGCGGCGAGGGCAGUCGUCCGCCUACGGCAAGCACAUCAUCGGCGACAAUGACCGCUAGCACAUCUGCGACCUCGAAUAACCCUUUCUCUUCCACUUCUGAAAGCUUUGAAGAGCUUCUCGCGUCGCACGACCCUUCUGAUCUUGGCUAUACGUCUGGACAACUAUCAGGCAAAGCGAGCCAACACAACGGUGCUGUGGGAGCGCAAGGGACGGGAGCAGCAGCGGGUCCAGGCGUGGCGCCCUGGAUUUGGUCCAUGGGUGCACCAGCUCGGCAAGGUGCUGCUACUUGGGCUACGCAUUUCGAUGACUUUUCCGCCGCAGCUCAGGAGGAUUGUCAGCACGGGAGCAGCGCAGCUUCUGGCAUCACCUUGGGCAGUCCUCCGUCAGCUAUGCAACACGGACUGAACGGCGACGGGCAUCUAGACCAACCACUCUUCACCGCAGCGGGGUUCCCGGCAAGCGGUCUCACCAACUUUGACGCUCUGUGGGAGCAGGCGGCGCAGCAUGAAGACUUUACACCUUUCGUGCCUCACACUCAGCGGGCGUCCUCAUCCUCGGCUGACGCGGCUCGCUCAAGUGGAGCCAAGGGGCCCCUACCAAUCCCGGGCAUGACUCCAUUCCACGGCGAAGCGCCUGCCAGUGUGUCGACUCAGGCGUUCGAACGACAUCCUCACUUCUACCCACGCGCCUCGCUGGCUGGCAGUGAGGAAGUGGAUGAGCUGGCCAUCCUUGAAGACGAAGAGGUUGACGACGCGCCAUAUGACCGAGCGUCAAAGAAGCCCAAGCUUCAGAGGAGGCAAGGCGUAGUGAGUGAACAAAGUUGCAUUUGUGCAUGCCUUGCUGUCACCUUGCUGACCUCUGGUCUGCUCAUUGCAGACCUGCGAUGCUUGUCGAUCCAAGCACCUGCGCUGUGAUCUGCUCGAGCGGAGAGUUAAUCACGGCCUGUCGCCCAACCCUGAGAAUGGCAACAUGAACGGAGUCAAGUGUACGCGCUGCACUGACAAGGAUCUAAACUGCACCAAAAACCACGCUCCCCCCUCUCGAAGAUAUCCUCGUCCGAGUCGUACUGGCAAGCGUAUCGAACAAGCACGUUUACUGCACGGCUCCAUCGCCAACGCCGAAGCAAGUCGAACGAGCCCUCUCGUACUCGCAAUCGAGCCACACACGCUUGCAUCUGCAAAUCGCGGGGAGAGCAAGCUGGCUUCGAGCGUCAUGGCCAGCUCGGUAUCUUUGCGGCUCCUUACCUGCUUCUUUGCCACCGCACACAUUCAGCUGCCCCUCGUCGACCUUGCGCACUUCUCGUUUCGCUACAAUUGGGCGCGAGGAGACCCACGAGUGAUGAGCAUUAUGAGCAACGGUGGAAGCCAAGAGGAAAGCAUUCCAAGCGCGCCCUUGGUCACUCCAGGCUUGCGCCUCAAAAUCUGGCCCGAGACCGGGGAAAGCACAAUUUCUACGCCUGCUACCGCCCAAGCACUCAUGGCGGCCAUGCACGCCUGGGCAGCAUGCUAUACCGACUUGCCGCUUGCGUUCGGCUCUCAGGCGCAAUCACUGGGCUUUCACAGCCCCGACAAUGGCGGCAUUCCAUCGUCAGGUAUCUCGGGUAUUGGUGGUGUGGGGCUGCAGCACACACAUCAACUUGGUGGCGAUGAUGGACAGUCGGUUCCCUGCUUUGUGCCUGGCGAAGAAAGUGCCCAGGGCGCCAGCAACAGCCUUGACGCAUCUCCGAGCGAUCGAAAUCGGACAACUCCACCAGAGGAGGUAGUAUCGGCAAAGACAGCGAUGGGCGCUCCAGAGACGGCUGUAUUGCCUGGUGGACGAAGACCAAAACGUAAGCAAGGAGUGGCUUGCGAUACCUGUCGCUUACGUCGAGUGCGUUGCGACGUCACCGAGCGUGCGCCAGGAAUGGGAUGCAGCCGAUGUGAGGACAAACGAAUCAUUUGCACUCAAGAGUACAUUAACACGAAACGCAAGUCUACUGUUCAAGGAACUGAAGUGAGCGGGUCUACACCCAACACAAGCGCCGGAAAACAAAGUGCAUCAGAGUCAAGCUCUCCACAAUGGCGCGAUCAAUCCGAGCUUGGCCCUGACUCUUGGAAGGAUCGUGGAAAGGGCGAAGAGAAUCGUGUUUGGGUCGAAGGGCGACCAGAGGCUACAGCAAAAUAUGCCGCCGGCCGUGCCAAGGAGUUGCUGCGAUUUGGUCAAGCCAGACGAGCUUUCUGUCAGGAGAUGCUUAGCAAAGCGAUUGAGAUGGUGCACAAGCAUGACCUACUGCGCAAGCCAUCUGUCGAGACAAUCCAGUGCUUGCUCAUCUUGGCUCAAGUUGUCGACCGCGCAGAUCCUGCCAGCUCGCCGCUCUUCACCAAUGCUGCAGCGCGUCAUCUGACUGCCCUCAAUUUGGAGCAGCCGUGCGAGGUGCACGAGCAAGAUCAGGCGGCAGUCGAAGGUCUGAUCAUGCGGAUGCAGUCCACUCGUGUCUACUGCAGCGCCUGGACGUACUCCAGCCUGGUCUCGAUGCUGUCCAGGGCUACCCCCCACUACAAAGCUGAUCGAGCGAUAGGCAUCCAGGGAGGCGCGAGCGCUAGCAGCGCUGCCCGCUCAGGGGUCGAAACGCCAAGCCCUCCUGGUGGCAUGCAGCUCAGCGGCGAAAUGGGAAUGAGUUUCUGCUGUAAGUCAUUUUGAUCCUGAUGCGGUGCGUCGCGGCACUAAAAUCUUGGUUGCUUUCCGAAUUAGUGCUCGCAUUGGUACAGAUCGGUGCGCUUGCUCGAUUUGUGACAAAGCACAUUGAUUCGCCACUGCCCACUGGUUCAUCGCUAGUGAUUGGGCCUCAGGAACGCUUCGGCAAGCGAAUGACGGCUGCAGACGUGCACAGACUCCAGAAAGCUUGCAAUGCCCUUUGGAAUUCCCAACAGAGCCUUCUGCUCUUCUUUGACCGUUGCACGGAUGCUGCGAGAGCUCAGAUGGAUCGCCUGACUGGCUUCCAGCCUCUUACGUGGAUCGCGACUAUCAAAGUUGCUGCUGGAAUGCUCGACCUCGCCGUCUAUCGCAUACUUGGCGAGCGCUUUCAUGUGCAGAACGCCUACGUCGCCGCAAUGUCUCAGGCUUUUCCUGGCGCUUCAACAUCUGAAGAUGCAGGCCACGCUGCAGCCCUAGGCCACCUUUUACACCGUGCGCGAGAGCGUACACUCCUUUCGUGCAGAUCGAUCGCCCACCUUGUGGAGUUUCUGCUUCCGAAGCGCGUGUUCCAGACAGGUGGCACGAUCUUCAGCUCCUUCUCUGCGGUCGCUCAAUUUUUGAUCCGCACACCUCCAACUACAACGGCGGACGUGGGCACAGAAGGCCUUGACGAGGACUCUUGCCAUGCAGAUGCCACUGCAUCGGCUACAUCUGCACAUGUUGACCCGAGACAGCUUUCUGGAGAUGCAAGAGCGUUAUCACCUUCUCACUUUGAUGCUGCAGACGGAAGCACAGGGAUGAGCAGCGAAGCGAAGCUUGUAUCGCAAAUCGCAGUUUCCAAGACGGAACAGCUAGGCCCCUACGAUGCUGCUGCAAAGGCGAGGGAAGUCGGAGCGGUCUUGGAGGGUCUUGCACAACUGGGCUACGCUUUCGACCUCAGUGAGCAGGUCGCGUCGCUCGAGCAUCUCCUCGUCAUCACCCAGCAGCAAGAACUGCAGUCUCAACAACAGCACUUGAAACAUCUUGCUGAGCAGCAACAGCAUCUCGACCUCUCGACGGCCUUUCACGCCUGA
Molecule: messenger RNA, 3780 nt
Organism: Ceraceosorus bombacis
Lineage: Eukaryota; Fungi; Basidiomycota; Exobasidiomycetes; Ceraceosorales; Ceraceosoraceae
Source: the annotation of a GenBank genome assembly